AUGCUAAAAAAGAAUGAAGUUUGUGAAGCAAUUCUAUUACAAAAAGGGAAUGAUAGCAUUAAAGUCAGAAGGUUUAUUCUGGUAAAAGAAUGGAAUCGAGGAGACAAAUUUUAUUGGUGUUGUGUAAAGCAUAAAUCAAAGAAAUGUAAAGGUCGUACAACAACAAUUCUAAAAAACAAUUUGAACUAUUUACAAACAUAUGAAGUACGCAAACAUAACUAUGCUCUCCAAGCAAGUAGCUCUGAAGUUGCCACAGCCAUUGCCAGCAUCAAAAAAUGUGCUUCAGAAAGUCGAAAAAAGCUCGCACAAUUAAUUCAAGACAAUAUAACAAAGUUUCCUGAAGUGCAACCAUACAUGCCAUCCCUUAAUUCUCUCUAUAAAAUAAUUUACCAUUCAAGAAAAAAUGAAAAUUUACCACAAUUGCAAUCAGCAAAUGCAUUAGAUAUUAUCAUACCAUCUAUACUAUACUUUGAGAAAGCUGUAAUUAAUGCAUUACGUUGUAAGCUACCUAAUGCAAUAAAUAAAUUGUGUUACUUUCAUUUAUGCCAAAUUGGAUGGUGUAAAAUCCAGGAGUAUGGCUUGGUUACUACAUAUGGUAAUAAUAUCCAUUUUAGCCUUAUGAUCUGGCAUUUAUUUGUCUUGCCAUUCUUACCUCCAAAUGAGAUUUCUGCUAGUUUUGAAAUUUUAAAGGCUAAUAUGCCUCCUAAGGCAAGUGAUAUAAUCCAAUGGCUUGAAAAUAACUAUAUUGGAAGGGUAAUUGGGCAAGAUGGAGAUACAUUGCAAAAAGAGCAGCAGUACAUUGAUGUUCAGGUUAAAUGUAUUCUUUAUAAAGAACCAAGACCCAAGCUAAGCAAAUAUUAUAUUGAAAAAGAAAGAAGAAUAAUGACAGUUUUUAAUAAUCGAGAAAAUCAGCCA
This is a messenger RNA of Cetraspora pellucida, 915 nucleotides long. The record is from the annotation of a GenBank genome assembly. Lineage: Eukaryota; Fungi; Glomeromycota; Glomeromycetes; Diversisporales; Gigasporaceae.